GGGGGACAGCGCCCCUCCCCGAGUCGGGCCUCGCUCCCACGCCCCCUUUCGUUGGGCCAGGAGCCCUACGUGACUUCGCUGGGGUACGUGGGGGCGUGCCCGCGCCGCCCCGCCCCGCUCUGGCCCGCGGACCUCUCCGCGCGCUAUUUUCUAGGUUUCAGCCUAGAUUUCCAGCGUGGUCUCUUCCUUCAGCCUGUUCGGGAUUAUGGCGACAGCAGAGGUGUUGAACGUUGGCAAAAAGCUCUAUGAGGGAAAAACAAAAGAAGUCUAUGAGUUGCUAGACAGCCCAGGGAAAGUCCUGCUGCAGUCCAAGGACCAGAUCACAGCCGGAAAUGCAGCCAGAAAGAAUCACCUGGAAGGGAAAGCCGCCAUCUCCAACAAGAUUACCAGUUGUGUUUUCCAGUUGUUACAGGAAGCAGGUAUCAAAACUGCUUUCACCAAAAAAUGUGGAGAGACAGCUUUCAUUGCACCCCAGUGUGAAAUGAUUCCAAUUGAAUGGGUUUGCAGAAGAAUAGCAACUGGUUCUUUUCUCAAAAGAAAUCCUGGCGUCAAGGAAGGAUUUAAGUUUUACCCACCUAAAGUUGAGCUAUUUUUCAAGGAUGAUGCUAAUAAUGAUCCACAGUGGUCUGAAGAACAGCUAAUUGCUGCAAAAUUUUGCUUUGCUGGACUUGUUAUAGGCCAAACUGAAGUGGAUGUCAUGAGUCAUGCUACACAAGCCAUUUUUGAAAUACUGGAGAAAUCCUGGUUGCCCCAGAACUGUACACUGGUUGAUAUGAAGAUUGAAUUUGGUGUUGAUGUGACUACCAAAGAAAUUGUUCUCGCUGAUGUUAUUGAUAAUGAUUCCUGGAGACUCUGGCCAUCAGGAGAUCGAAGCCAGCAGAAAGACAAACAGUCUUACCGUGACCUCAAGGAAGUAACCCCUGAAGGGCUUCAGAUGGUAAAGAAGAACUUUGAAUGGGUUGCAGAGAGAGUACAGUUGCUUCUGAAAUCAGAAAGCCAGUGCAGAGUUGUAGUGUUGAUGGGCUCAACUUCUGAUCUUGGUCACUGUGAAAAAAUCAAGAAGGCUUGUGGAAAUUACGGGAUUCCCUGUGAACUUCGAGUAACAUCUGCCCAUAAAGGCCCAGAUGAAACUCUGAGGAUUAAAGCUGAAUAUGAAGGGGAUGGCAUUCCAACUGUGUUCGUGGCAGUGGCGGGCAGAAGCAAUGGCUUAGGCCCAGUGAUGUCUGGUAACACUGCAUAUCCAGUUAUCAGCUGUCCUCCCCUCACAUCAGACUGGGGAGCUCAGGAUGUGUGGUCUUCUCUGAGACUACCCAGUGGUCUCGGCUGUUCGACCAUACUUUCUCCAGAAGGAUCAGCUCAAUUUGCUGCUCAGAUAUUUGGAUUAAACAACCACUUGGUAUGGGCCAAGCUGCGAGCAAGCAUAUUGAAUACAUGGAUUUCCUUGAAACAGGCUGACAAGAAAAUCAGAGAAUCCAACUUCUAAGAAUGUCAUUUCAGCCGGGGAGAAGACUCAGUGGAAUAAGCGCUUCCCUGGCAAGCACAAGGGCCUGAGUUCAAUCCCCGAUUCUAAAAAAAAA
Messenger RNA from Octodon degus (degu), 1577 nucleotides. It is a transcript of the gene Paics, whose product is annotated as phosphoribosylaminoimidazole carboxylase and phosphoribosylaminoimidazolesuccinocarboxamide synthase. The transcript is spliced from 11 exons. The record is from RefSeq and is a predicted model, not a curated record. NCBI's taxonomy places the organism in Eukaryota, Metazoa, Chordata, Mammalia, Rodentia, Octodontidae. Gene Ontology annotation, biological process: 'de novo' IMP biosynthetic process. Gene Ontology annotation, molecular function: phosphoribosylaminoimidazolesuccinocarboxamide synthase activity. The coding region runs from base 206 to 1483 and encodes 425 amino acids.